Messenger RNA from Physella acuta, 402 nucleotides. RefSeq names its product methionine-rich protein-like. Lineage: Eukaryota; Metazoa; Mollusca; Gastropoda; Physidae. The record is from RefSeq and is a predicted model, not a curated record.
AUGCUACCCAACAAUUUGCCCAACAGGUUGCUAAACAAGUCGCUCAAAACAUUACCCAACAAUUCGUCCAACAACUUAUCCAACAAGUUGCCAAAUAAUUUGCCCAACAAAUUGCCAAAGAAGUUGCCCAACAAAUUACCCAACAAUUUGCCCAACAAAUUACCCAACAAUUUGCCCAACAAAUUACCCAACAAGUUGCCCAACAAAUUACCCAACAAGUUGCCCAACAAAUUACACAACAAAUUGCCUAACAAAUUACCCAACAAGUUGCUAAACAUGUCGACAAAACAAGAAGCCCAACAAACUACCCAACAAUUUGCCCAACAAGCUGCCCAAUGGUUUAAGAGAAUGACAAAGAUGUGGACAGAACUGAAAACCUCUCCUCUAGCGAAAAUGUCAUAA